Neltuma alba is the source of this 593-nucleotide messenger RNA. RefSeq lists its product as uncharacterized. Lineage: Eukaryota; Viridiplantae; Streptophyta; Magnoliopsida; Fabales; Fabaceae. The transcript has 2 exons. The record is from RefSeq and is a predicted model, not a curated record. Bases 13 to 471 code for a protein of 152 amino acids.
AGAAGCAGCAUCAUGAUGGCAAAUUUAAGUAGAAACGCUGUGCUUCUAUUUCUUCUCUUCUUCAUCGUGGUGGUUCUUCAAUUCCAGAUCGCCGUUCAACAAGGCGGCGCCGGCCACCCUGUCGUUCAAGAUGAACAAGGAUACCCCCUCUUACAUAAGUAUGUUCUGGAUACUGUUUCCCUACUCAAAAAGUCUCACAAAAGCUCGUGGGAGAAGGUCAAAUCUGUAAUCCAUGACCUUCAGAUGAAGUUCUCUCCUCCAAAUUUGGAUUUCCGGGGAGCGAAGGAGGCCCAAAGUGAUGGAAUGAAAGAAGCAGCAGAGAAGAGCUUCCAUAAAAGCAAAGAGACAGUGAAGGAAUCUGCAAAAUCUGCAGCAGAAAUGAUUGGAGAUGCAGUUCACAAGACCGCACAAAAAGUGAAGGCUCCUUCCUCUGCCUCUGCCUCUGAGCGAGAGUCUGAUUCAGAGCUUUAAAUCUUUUUGUCACACACACACACACACUUGCACACUUAUUUAAUCAGUAGAAAACGAUACUGUGAAACAAUCUGUUUAUCUUGAAGCUUCUGUUACCUUUCCAAAUUUCAUCCUUAUCCAAA